This is a messenger RNA of Blastocystis hominis, 462 nucleotides long. RefSeq lists its product as hypothetical. NCBI's taxonomy places the organism in Eukaryota, Bigyra, Opalinata, Blastocystidae. Gene Ontology annotation, cellular component: intracellular membrane-bounded organelle. The record is from RefSeq and is a predicted model, not a curated record. The transcript is spliced from 4 exons. The coding region runs from base 1 to 444 and encodes 147 amino acids. Gene Ontology annotation, biological process: protein transport; vesicle-mediated transport.
AUGAUUAAGUUUUUCCUUCUGGUCAACAAGAUUGGUCAAACCCGUAUGGCAAAGUACUACGAGUUUAUGGAAAUGAAUGAGCGCGUGCUUUUGGAAGGAGAAUGUGUCCGUAAGUGCCUCGGAGUCAAGGAUACUAGCAGUAACGUAGUGGAAUUGAGACAGUAUAAGCUGGUUUUCCGCCGCUAUGCUUCUCUGUACUUCAUUGCUGGUCUUGAUAUCAAUGGAGACGAUAACGAGAUGGCUGUUUACGAGUUCAUUCACUGCUACGUCGAGACCCUGAAUUCUAUUAUUGGAAAUAUUUGCGAGCUUGAUAUUAUGUACAAUCUUGACCGUUGUCACUUCAUUCUUGACGAGAUGCUUGCCAAUGGCGAGGUGGUAGACGUUAACAAACAGAAUAUUACUCGACCACUCACUUUGAUGGAGAAGGCCAGAAAUAAGUGUUAAUGCUGUUGCUUGUCAUAU